Molecule: messenger RNA, 1697 nt
Organism: Suillus paluster
Lineage: Eukaryota; Fungi; Basidiomycota; Agaricomycetes; Boletales; Suillaceae
Product: Ssl1-like-domain-containing protein
Exons: 7
Coding region: 221-1564 (447 amino acids)
Biological process (GO): regulation of transcription by RNA polymerase II; DNA-templated transcription; nucleotide-excision repair
Cellular component (GO): transcription factor TFIIH holo complex; transcription factor TFIIH core complex
Molecular function (GO): zinc ion binding
Source: RefSeq, a predicted model, not a curated record
UGAGGAUGUACAUAUCACAGCCUGACCCGAUAUAACACAAGUAUAGUAAAAACGCUUGCCGUGCAAGUCACAGUGAUACACAAUUGCCACCGAGCCGCAAGGUGAUGCAUAUUUUCGGGCCCGGCGACAGUCAUACCUUUCUAUUCAUACAUGUCUUGAUCAUUGUAUCUUGCAAGGCUUCAUUCAUUUCCUCACUUCAAGAGAGGUUCCGGCUUCAGUCAUGGCACCCAGGAAUCGAGAUGAUAAUAUCAUGGACGUGGAUUCUGAUUCAGACAUCUCCUUACCCGGCGACCUCGAACACCGCGGGAAGGGAAAGGCAAAAGGCAAGGCCGCUGACAAGCGCAAGAAGGAUAAAGGCAAGGCGAAAGCGAAGGAGCAAGCUUACACUUGGGAGGCAUCCUACACGCGUUCAUGGGACACUGUACAGGAAGAUGAGGGUGGAAGUCUGCAAGGCGCGGUGGAGGAUCUUAUGGCGCGGGGGAGACGAAGGAGGUUGCUCGCACCCGCUGCUGCUAUCCGCCGUACGAUCAUCCGACAUCUGGUGCUCCUGCUCGAUCUUUCAGCAGCGAUGAUGGACCGCGAUAUGCGCCCGACUCGAUUUGAUCUCAUGCUUCAGUUCGCAAGGGAAUUUGUGGUAGAGUGGUUUGACCAGAAUCCUCUGGGACAGAUCGGCGUCGUUGGUAUGCGUGCCGGAAUAGGCGAAAGGAUUGGGGAGAUGUCUGGUAACCCGCAGGAUGUCCUCAAAUGUCUCAGCGAUAGAACUCGACUUGAGCCUACUGGAGAACCAAGCCUUCAAAAUGCCAUCGAGAUGGCACGAAGCAGCAUGAGUCACCUGCCCACUCACUCUUCACGGGAGAUGCUCAUUAUCUUUGGUUCACUGACGACCUGCGACCCUGGAAAUAUUCACGACACCCUAGAUGCCUGUGUAAAGAAUAAAAUACGCAUAUCUGUGGUCGCUCUGGCUGCAGAAAUGAAGAUUUGCAGGGAUCUAUGUGACAAGACUGGUGGUCAAUUUGGCGUGGCGAUGAACGAGGGGCACUUCAAAGACAUCUUGUUCGAGCUCGUUCCACCUCCUGCACAAAAAGCCGUCGCUCGCGCAGGAGGGCCAGGGGCAGCAAACCCAGCUGCCGACUUGAUGAUGAUGGGAUUUCCUACUCGACUUCCGGAUUCCUCACCACCAAGUUUAUGCGCCUGUCAUUCGGACAUGAAGAGCGAAGGCUUCCUCUGUCCAAGAUGCAUGGCGAAAGUGUGCGAUGUCCCAACCGAUUGCGACAUCUGUGGACUCAUGAUCGUGAGCUCUCCUCACCUGGCACGAAGCUAUCACCAUUUGUUCCCAGUGAAACCAUAUGAAGCUGUAACGUCGAUGGAGGGCAUAUCAGAGCCGGCGACUGCUUGCCAUGCAUGUGCCAGGGUAUUUUCGACUUCGGCGUCAACUGCGGCAGCCUCCGAGGGUAUCAGUCUCUGGGGUCGGUACCGCUGCGCUGAUUGUGAUAACAAUUUUUGUGCAGAGUGCGAUGUAUUUGUUCACGACGUUGUCCAUUGCUGCCCAGGGUGUGGCAAGUAGCAUAAGUACGACAGUUUAGAUUUUGUUUAGAUUGUAGCAGAUUGCAGCUCGUUAUUGCGGCAGCAAAUCGGAGCGGCGAAUUCGGCUUGCCCCGACGUUAUGUAAAUGAAAUGCAUUUACAAGGUUCGCGACC